This is a messenger RNA of Elaeis guineensis (African oil palm), 1877 nucleotides long. The record is from RefSeq and is a predicted model, not a curated record. NCBI's taxonomy places the organism in Eukaryota, Viridiplantae, Streptophyta, Magnoliopsida, Arecales, Arecaceae.
CCGUCAAUAAAUAAAUAGCAAGGGUCAGAGAAACGCAAAGAACGCGAAAAAGGUAGAGGGCCUCUGCAAAGCCGCCCCCUUCCUCUCCUCCUCUGCUCCUUUCCGGUGGUCCGAGAAGGGUAUUGUGCGCCUCUCUCUAAAAGUCCUCCUUCAAUCCACCAUCCACCCGCCUGAUCGCAGCGCGCAGCGGAUAAGAGGAAGAACAAGAUGCAUUCGACUCACCUGCUCCUGGAAGAACCUAUCAGGAUGGCUUCCAUCCUGGAGCCAUCCAAACCCAGCUUCUUCCCUGCGAUGACCAAGAUCGUGGGGACGCUUGGUCCCAAGUCCCGAACCGUGGAGGUAAUCUCUGCCUGCCUCAAGGCUGGGAUGUCCGUGGCUCGCUUUGAUUUUUCAUGGGGGAACGUCGAUUAUCACCAGGAAACUCUGGAGAAUCUCAAGAUGGCUAUCAAAAGCACCAAAAAACUAUGUGCUGUCAUGUUGGAUACGGUGGGUCCAGAGCUGCAGGUUGUUAAUAAGAGUGAACUUGCAAUUUCACUCGAGGCAGAUGCAUUUGUUGUUCUGACCCCUGAUCAGGAGCAAGAAGCCUCCUCUAAGUUGUUGCCGAUUAAUUUCAGUGGAUUGUCAAAGGCUGUGAAGCCAGGAGACACAAUAUUUAUUGGUCAAUACUUGUUUACUGGAAGUGAAACUACUUCAGUUUGGUUGGAGGUAGCUGAGUUGAAAGGCGAUGAUGUUGUUUGUGUGAUAAAGAAUACUGCUACCCUGGCUGGAUCUCUAUUCACUUUGCAUAUCUCACAAAUCCGCAUUGAUUUGCCUACACUUUCUGAUGCUGACAAGGAAGUUAUUAAUACAUGGGGUGUUCGAAAUAAAAUUGACUUCCUCUCAUUAUCUUAUACGAGGCAUGCUGAAGAUGUUCGACAUGCACGAGACUUCCUCUCAAAAUUGGGUGAUCUUAAUCAAACCCAGAUAUUUGCAAAAAUUGAAAACAUAGAGGGCCUAACCCAUUUUGACGAGAUUCUACAAGAAGCAGAUGGCAUUAUUCUGUCACGGGGCAAUCUAGGAAUAGAUCUCCCGCCUGAAAAGGUUGAUCAUCCCUACUUAGCUUUUUUAGCAAUUAGAUGGAAUACAUGCAUUAUUAUUUAUUCUUUUUAUGAAAGAUGCCGAUGCAAAUAAGUAUAAUAAAAAAGAAGCCCUAUAAACAAAGGUUGAAUCUUUUGUAGCAAGCUCAAUCAUUUGAAUCUUAGUAAAAUACCAGUUUUAUUUAUUUAACAUCAAGUUAGGCCAAAUGGAAUCACUUGAUGGAAUUUCAUUUCAUUUAACUGGAUUUUGUUGAUGGUAGCUGAUUUCUUGCUCUUCUUUGUUUUUUAAUUUAAAGUUACCGCUGCACACAAGUUUUACAGUUGAUGCAUCACAAGUUUGACAACUUGUUUGACAUGCUGGUAAUUUUCUAUAUAUUCUCAGGGACACUAACGGCAUAAUAAACAAUCACUAUCUCAUAUGCAUGGAGCACUUGCACUGCAUGAAGAAAUAAACACAUUGUUGUGUAUUCAUCUAGACAUAUGACUAUGUCAUCGAGAUAUGGGCAUGGCUUUACAAGUGUAGGGAUAGGUAACAAAUUUUUUUUUUGUGUGGAACUAAGGGCAAUCAAUGAGAACCUGUACAUUUUUAACAUAUGCUCAUAGUGUUACAAGUGGAUCAUGCUUGACACUUCCUCACAGAAUUUAUAUUUUGAUACAUGGCAUGCCAGGGUUUGUAUUUUUAUUUCCUGAUCCUCUCAUGUAUAUGAUGAGUUGCUCCCUUUGCAUGUGAAACUAUUCCCUGGCAUACUGGUUGUGAAUUUACCUGAGUUAAAUGAUAUGGAGUAGAGAAUCUGUUGUCCC